AUGGCGCGAGCCACCAACGAAAUCUCCUCGACCCUCAACGCUUUACAAGCCAUCUACAUGCGACACACAGAUCACCACGGGGUCGCGCACCGGCCCUACGGCAACGACCUCGUCACAUUCGAGCGCCACAUGGGUCGUCUGCUCGUGCUGCGCGGUGUGGUCGCCGAAAACGACCCUUGCAUGUUCCAUGAAGACCCAUGGGUCAUGUACAGGCGCGAAUUCGGCUCUCUUUCAUCGCGAUCUCAAGAUCCCUAUCCCCCAGCAGUCAACGUCCCGCGUGGGAUCCUGCUGCCCUCGAAUCCAGGGAAUACAAGAGCGAUGUAUCGGGGCGGACAACUUGCCCAAACCAUUCGUGCUUCUAUGCCUGCGACCCGGCUCCCGAGCCCGACCUUGCCGGGUCUUUCCUCAGGUUAUGUUGCCCCUGCCUGGCCGCGGCCCUCCUCUGGAUGUCAUGUGAGAUUUGCGCCGGAUCCUCCUGGGAGACCGCAUGGUGGGAAUGGCACUGGUCAUUCCAGCCAUAUUCCUCGGUGGAUCAAUUAG
Aspergillus melleus is the source of this 540-nucleotide messenger RNA. RefSeq lists its product as uncharacterized. Lineage: Eukaryota; Fungi; Ascomycota; Eurotiomycetes; Eurotiales; Aspergillaceae. The transcript has a single exon. The coding region runs from base 1 to 540 and encodes 179 amino acids. The record is from RefSeq and is a predicted model, not a curated record.